AUGUCGCGGGGCCCAGUUUCUUCUCAGCUUCACUUGCUGUCGAAUCUCCCUGCUGUACCUGUCGGUGACAAAGUCAGAUUCCUCGGAUGCGUCACUUCUUACUCAACCUCUUCGGCCUGUCUCUUCCUCAGUCAUCUUUAUCCAAGAGAUAGCAAUGCCACUGCUGUGGUGGAUGUCAGCCUUCUUCUAGAAUCCCUCACAGCUGAGCAAACACGUGUCGGCGAGUUUGUCAACGUGAUAGGGUAUAUCACAGAGCAAAAGAUGACUCGUGAUAAGAAACAACCAUACCAAGAGUCGAAACAGGUGUGUGUGCAAGCCAUAGUCCUCUGGUCAACUGGUCCCAUGGACCUUCAGAAGUACGAAAAGCUUCUCGAUUCAAAAUGA
Fusarium proliferatum ET1 is the source of this 384-nucleotide messenger RNA. RefSeq lists its product as uncharacterized. The transcript is spliced from 2 exons. Gene Ontology annotation, biological process: telomere capping. NCBI's taxonomy places the organism in Eukaryota, Fungi, Ascomycota, Sordariomycetes, Hypocreales, Nectriaceae. Gene Ontology annotation, cellular component: CST complex. Gene Ontology annotation, molecular function: single-stranded telomeric DNA binding. The record is from RefSeq and is a predicted model, not a curated record. The coding region runs from base 1 to 384 and encodes 127 amino acids.